Molecule: messenger RNA, 6390 nt
Organism: Esox lucius (northern pike)
Lineage: Eukaryota; Metazoa; Chordata; Actinopteri; Esociformes; Esocidae
Gene: arhgef28a
Product: Rho guanine nucleotide exchange factor (GEF) 28a
Exons: 37
Coding region: 398-5899 (1833 amino acids)
Biological process (GO): regulation of Rho protein signal transduction
Molecular function (GO): guanyl-nucleotide exchange factor activity
Source: RefSeq, a predicted model, not a curated record
UGACAGUGUCAUUUGCUCUCGGUGUGAACGGGAGAGGGGGAGACCUGCGGUUUCACGGAAAGAGGAGGGGCUGGACCACCGUGCACCGUGGAGGAGAGCGCUAACAGAACAGAGGCUGCUGUCGGGGUGCUUUGGGAAACCCGCUUCUCUUUAGUGUGCGUAGAUUCUUCUGACCAAUCGGUAGACUACACAAAAAAAUGAUUCUCAAAGUGUAACAAAGACUAUUGGUUUAAUUUCUAUAUUUUAUUUUAUUCUUCCGGUUGCCUAUGUUGGGAAAAUGAGUUAAACAUUAGAUUUUUAGGAAAAAGAACGCUGGAAAGAGAUCGUUGAACUUUCUACUCAGGAAGCGUUUCCACAGGUCUGGCUGGCAGAGCGGGAGGACUCAGAUGUUUCCAACAUGGAGCUGAACACAGGAGACGUGCCUCUAUAUGGCCAGGUGGAGGUCCGUGCUUUGUUGCAGGUUCCAGAUAUAGACCGGGAACCAGAACAGGAUGAGUUCUAUGUGGUUCUAGAAGGUUCCAGACUAGCCCAUGUUACCAUAGCUACGAGAGCGGGGGAUGGAAAGUCUCUAUGCUUCACUGUCCCUGGUCAUGAUCUCCAGGAGACCGUCUGUGUCACAGCGUAUCGUGGACUCAAGCCCUGUGGAGGCAGAGCGUCCUUAGAAUACAUUUGUGAUUCUCCACAGGAAGUGUCAGAGUACCUGCUGGCCAACAGCGACUGUCUGGGUCCCCGGAGCCACGUGGAGGUCCUUAAGAGGGUUUCAGCAGCUCCCGGGCAGUGGGACAGAGGGGGUGACGGGAGCGCUGGCCGAGGAAAAGGGAUCCGUCUGGAGGACACAGACCUGGAGGGGGAGGGCGGAGGUGGCAGACCCAGGCUGUCUCCGGAGGUGGACAUUCGUCUCAGGGAGAUGGAUGCGAAGAUAACCCAGGCCGUGGCAAACCUUGACAACCUUUCGGAGUGGCGCGGCAAGGCCAGCCGACUUGCAGAAGAGCACCAGCCAAGGGAGACUCUUCUCCACCUGUCGGUGCGACUGGGUUUGCUCCACCUCUCGCGCUUCCUGAUAUCCCUGCCCAGGGGCCAAAGGCUACUGACCCUGCCCAAUGAGGAGGGGGACACGCCCCUCCAGCUGGCUCAGAGGAACGGAGACCAUACUCUCUUUUCGGCACUCACCACCCCUCCUUCAUCUCAGGGGUCUCCCCCUGCCAGGACGUGGUGUCUGUGGGCCGACAGGACCCGUUUGCUAAGGGUUUGUCCUGGGUCACGCUCCCUCACCCUAACCUUCCUGGGUGGCACUGAUAGCCACAUUCUGGACAACAUCCUGGUCCUCAGAGAGAAACUGACAGAUGACAACAUCCUCACACAGAUCUCAGCACUAAGGGGUGAUGUUCAGCUGGAAGACAGUGAUAGAGAGGAGGUCCACAGAAGUGAUUCCAGGGAUGGAGGUCUGGGAAGUGGGACGCCAAUCGUAGACCUUACUGUGGUGGAUAGUGUUUUUGAAGAGCAGCUUGUUCUCUCCUUGGAUGAUGAUGAUGAGGAACUUCCAGCAUUAAUGAAAGAGAAUCACCAGACAGAUUUUGCAAGAGGAACACAGAGCCAGUUCUCUCACUCUGCCACUGCAGACAAAUUAGCCUCCAUGAUCAAUGGCAGGAGUCUCUACACAGAGGCUGAGGUUGGGGUUGCCGGGGUAACGACGGACAGCUCUGUGACUGACAGGAGAGUGUGGGACACGGAGACCAUCCUCCUCCAGGCCUCCAACACCCCUCCUCUCGUACCUCCCUUUGGACUAGUGGAACCAAAGUCCCCCUCUGUCUCUCCCUCUGUAUCCCCCUCUGUUUCUCACUCUGCGUCUCCCUCUACCUCCCCCUCCGUCUCCCCCUCUGUCUCCCCAUUGCUCUCCCCCGCGGACCAAGCCCUCGUCCGACUUACCAGCCUCUCCCACUCGUUCCACGCCAAUAAGAGAGGGAGUCCACCACUAGAUUCCCAGGACCUCAGCCCCAGUCUGGUAGCUCUAGUGAUGGAAAGUGAAGAAGAGGAGGACGUGAUUUUGGUGAAGUCUCCGCUCUCUCUCAUCUCCCCCCUGAGCUCUGACACUUGCAUUAGAGUGGACAGCGUCUCCCCAGACCUCGCCUGCACACGCUCACACUCCGCCUCCACGGACCCAAAACACCAAAAGGAAAUGGGUGACCAGGGGACCAGGCACCGCUCCUAUUCCUACACCUCCCCCAAGAUCAGCCUGCUACCCCCCCGCUUCUCCCGCGAUACCGCAGCCACACCCGGCCCCUCCGACCUCAGCCCAGAUGGUGUGUUCCACAGUGUGAGCCAAAGCCGAUCUCUCCUUCAGGCCCUCUCUCUGUCUAAAUCUCUGUCUCUACUCCACCCUGGUAAACAGAGGGCGUUCAGUCUGUCGGAGCAGUCUCAAGAAAAAAGGGAGGUAAGGUUCCGUAAGCGCGCCCAGUCUGCAGACGACGAGGGCAGCAUUGAGCUGGCAGAGUCCCUCCAGCACCUCACGCUCUCAGAGUUCCUCAAAGAAAUUGAAGAAGAGGAGUGGGACAAAUACAACAUCCCGUCAAAGGUUGAGUCAGAAAAAUACAAAGUCAUUCGUACCUUCAGCUUCCUCAAGAGCCGAAUGUCCAGCACUCGCAACAAGAACAAGGGGAAGGGGAAGGAGAAGGAGAAGGAGGGAAAAGACAAACAGCAGAAUGGACAUCGUUUCACCACGGGCGCCUGCGCUGGUCCCAUCGUCUGCCUGGUCUGCGACAAACCGGCCACAGCCAAGGACCUUCUGCACUGUGCCGGUUGUACGGUCAUGGUCCACAAGGGUUGUAAGGACUCGGCUCCCCCAUGUCUAAAGAAACUCCAGGAUAAGUAUGCGGUUACCAUGGUUAAGAACCGAACGGCAUCCCUCCCGCAGAACUUCACAGUGCGAGACAGUCCCUCUUCCUGUCUGAUGUCCACCUCAGCCUCACUACCUAUGAUGAACCAGAGGGACAGGAGAGAGACGCCCUCCCUCCCCAGCCCACUCUCCAGGAGUGUCCCCUCCGCCACUGACAAACUAAACGAGAGUCCCGAGGUGGAUUCUGAGAGCAGGUGGGGCCCUGGCCAAUCCGAGGAGAUCCUGCAGGUCACGGAGUCCUCCACCUCCACCGACUCCUCCCUCGGAGAAGACUGUGUGGACGCCGGGCUCCAUAUCGACUUGGCUGCCGACGCUCUGGACUACGAGGCUGAGUCCUGGAGUCUGACGGUGGAACACAAGUUCUCCAAGAAGCAGGAGAAACGGCUGGUGAAGAGGCAGGAUGUUAUCUACGAGCUGAUGCAGACCGAGAUGCAUCACCUCCACACCCUGUGCAUCAUGGCCGAGGUGUUCCGGCGAGGGAUGAGGGAGGAGGUUCAGCUGGACGCGGACGCCGUGGGUCGUGUCUUCCCCUGUCUGGACGAGCUCCUCCUCUUCCACCGCGACUUCUUCGGCGCCAUGAGGGAACGGCGCCACUGCAGCGCGAGUCCGCACGGGGACAGGAACUACGUCAUCGAACGCGUUGGAGAUAUCCUGGUGCAACAGUUUUCAGAAGAAAAUGCAGAGAGGAUGAAGCAGUUGUAUGGCGAGUUCUGCAGCCAUCACACUGAAGCCGUCGCCUUCUUCAAAGAGCUACAGCAGCACAACAAACGCUUUCAGACCUUCAUCAAGCAACAAAGUAAUAACUAUUUGGUACGAAGAAGAGAGAUCCCAGAAUGCAUCUUGUUAGUGACCCAGAGGAUCACUAAGUACCCUGUUCUGCUGGAGAGGAUUCUACAGUAUACUCAAGAGGAUAGUGAGGAGCACAGGGACCUCUCCAGGGCUUUGGUUCUGAUCAAGGAGGUGAUUGCAGCAGUGGACCUGAGGGUCAGUGAGUUCGAGCAGGGUCAAAGGUUACAGGAUGUCCUAAACAGGAUGGAGAACCGCAGCUCUGCCAAACUGAAGAACGGACAUACCUUCCGGAAGCAGGAUGUUCCAGGACCUGGUCGGACCCUCCGACACCAGGGCCUGUUAAUGUGGAAGACUGCAACUGGACGACUCAAAGACGUAUUGGCUCUGCUCCUCACAGACAUACUGAUCCUCCUACAGGAGAAAGACCAGAAGUAUAUAUUUGCUGCUGUGGACCAGAAGCCUCCAGUCAUCUCCCUGCAGAAGCUGAUCGUCAGGGAGGUCGCCAACGAGGAGAGAGGGAUGUUUCUGAUCAGCGCGUCAGCCGCCGGCCCGGAGAUGUACGAGGUCCACACCGCGUCCAAAGAUGAACGCAACACCUGGAUGAGACUCAUUAGAGAGGCUGUUGAGAGCUGUCCAGAGGAAGAGGAGGACAAUACUAGUGAAUCAGAGGAAGACAGACGAGCAGCUGAAGCCAGAGUCCAGAAAAUACAUCGGCUACAAGAGAGUCUGAGUGGUCAGGACCAUCAGAUCUGUUCCAGUCUGGAGGAGAAGCUCCAGAUCUUUGCUGAGCUGUCUGCCCUGAAUGGAGGGGCUAAGGGAGCACAGCAUGAGCCACGCCUGCUGGUCCAGCCACACCCGGAGGAUGUGCCCCAGGCCACAGCACUGCUGAAAGCUGCCCUCAGAGAGGCUGAGAACUUAAGGACCGCUCUGUCCACACGGACCUGCUCCCCAUCCUGCAGCCCUCCCGUGUCACCCACCAGCACCACUACCCCACUGGAAACCACCUCUGACAGCGAAGCCUCUCCAGGAGACCCUGAUACCAGGGAGGGGGAAUGGACAGCUUCCCAGGCCCUGGUAUUGCAGUCCCAGACUCAUGCCAACACCGAAGACGCCAGUAAUAUCAACCGGAAUGUGUCUCAGAGUGUCCAAAGCCUGACCCAGUUACUCUACAGUCUGCAGGCAGCAGUAACUAUCCAAGACAGUUUCUACGAGGUUCAGAAGCACCUCCUCCGCGAGAUUGAUCGCCCCUCCCCCCGCCCAACAAGGCCACACACCCCUUGUCUCCGUGGAAACGCCCUGCUGGAGCAAGAGAAGCAGCGGAACCUGGAGAAGCGGCGGGAGGAGGUGGCGGCGGCCGUGCGGCUCCAGAGCCGGCUGAGACAGGAGAGGCAGCGCUGGGAGAGGGAGUGCCAGGCUCGCCACAGCCAGCAGGGGGAGAUGGAAAGCAGGCUGGAGGAGAGGGAGAGGCAGUGCCUCCUGGAGGCCGAGAGGCUGAGGCGGGAGCGGGAAGAGCUGGAGGAGCAGCUGGGGGAGUACCAGCAGAGCCUGGAGAGGCUGAGGGAGGGCCAGAGGAGUGUGGAGAAGGAACGGGAGCGUCUGGAGACCCAGCAGAAACUGAUAGAGAGCUGGAGACACAGCCGCCAGCGGAGCCUGCCUGUCAUGGUCAUACCUCUGGAUGGACAUCAGGACUCACUUCCUGGUCAGCCCGGCGGCCAUUUUGACUACGACGGCUCAGUGUUUGUCAACGAGGCGGCGUUCACCACAGCAACGGUGCUCAACAACCGCCACGUUCACCACCACCUGCACCAGCAGCAGAGAGGUGGGUCCCUGGGUUACAAAGACGACCCCCGAGCCCACAACAGCCUGAACACCCUGCUGGGCUUCAGCCACCCACAAACGGCACAUCCCCAGGCCCUCUCCAAGACGCUCCAGCUUCCUGCCGACGCCCACGCCUGCCUGGGCUGGGGGGCGGGCACCGUUGACACCGGGUGCUUGUUCGCUCCUCCAGGAGGACGGUGCCCUGAGGUGACGCCCAGCGAUGUAAACACAGACACCUACGUGAGGGAGACGUGGUCAUCAGUGGCAACCACGGCUGGACAGUAUCAGGCUGUACCCCAUCACGGGGACCCCCAGCUGGGCCUCUCCUCCUUCAUUUCCCUGGAGACACAGAGUGGAGAUGGGGAGGAGGGGGAAGAGGAGAACAUUGUGUAUCUCUGAGAUCAUAACCCGGACUCAAAGGUUUGAAACGAAUUGACAAAAUCUCUGAUUCACAGACUUGAAAUGAUGUUCUGACCGUUCAGAAUCCAGGCCAGUUGAUAUCCAGGUCCACUGUCUAUCCGGCAGGUUGGAGUCAGAGACUGAACGGGCCUAGACUGUGGACUCCCGGUUCCUGCCAUGUCCCUGCCGUCUGAGGCCUUCCUCAUGUGUCUCUGAGUGUUGUCAAUGAGAGAUGCUUUCAUAGUGCUACAUGUUUCUCAAUGUUUGUGUAGUGUGUGUGUGUGUGUGCGUGUGUGUGUAACUUGGUUAUCUGUGCGUACAUUUGUGGAUCUCUGGCGAGAGUUCUGCCAGGCCUGUUUGCCCGAGGUCCUAAAAUAUCCCAACCCUGUUGCCUGCCCCCCCAUGUCCCCAUAUUCGGCUCCAUGUCUCUGUUUCAGUCCCCCCCCCUUCCCUGUAUCAGGCUGAACCGUUUUGUUUCCCUUGGUUUGUUU